This is a messenger RNA of Prinia subflava (tawny-flanked prinia), 3647 nucleotides long. It is a transcript of the gene JAKMIP1, whose product is annotated as janus kinase and microtubule interacting protein 1. The transcript is spliced from 21 exons. Gene Ontology annotation, molecular function: microtubule binding; kinase binding; GABA receptor binding. The record is from RefSeq and is a predicted model, not a curated record. Lineage: Eukaryota; Metazoa; Chordata; Aves; Passeriformes; Cisticolidae. Bases 291 to 2825 code for a protein of 844 amino acids.
AAAGAAAACUAAACAAACUUUCCUGACACCUUGGAAAGAGCUGACAAAUAUAUCAGACUUGCUAUCCAGUAUUAAAGCACAGCAGAUCUUCAGUCCUUUCUGAAGCUUCUUGUGUGUUCAUAAAUGAGUAUGAAUGGGAAAAAGGCCAUGAGAGACUGCUCCCAUGAUGGCAGAGAUUUGUAUGAAAGCUUUUGUUGACCACUGCACGACUCUUAAAUGCUAACAGCAGAAGGCACUAGCUGGUAGCUCAGUGUGGAGCAAACAUUUUAUUUUAAACUUCAAAAACAAUUAUGUCAAAGAAAAGUCGUGCCAAGGGAGAGAAGCCCGACAUGGACACUGAAGCCCUGCAAGCUGCUAAUGAGGAGCUGCGAGCGAAGCUAACCAACAUCCAGAUAGAGUUCCAGCAAGAAAAAACCAAGGUGGGUAAACUGAGAGAAAAAAUCCAAGAGGUUAAGCAAGAAAGGGAGCAGGAGCAGCAUAAGCACACUGCCUAUGUUUCUGAACUGAAAGCCAAGCUCCAUGAGGAGAAAAUGAAGGAGCUUCAGAGCGUCAGAGAGCUGCUGAUCCGGCAGCACGAGCAGGAGGUGGCAAGGAUGGUGAAGAUCAAAGAUGGUGAAAUUCAGCGUCUGCAGUCAACAGUGAACGUCCUGCGGGAUGGGGCGGCUGACAAAGUGAAGACGGCGCUGCUGAGCGAGGCAAAGGAGGAGGCUCGCAAGGCGUUCGACGGGGAGCGAAUGAAGCUGCAACAAGAGAUCCUGGAGCUGAAAUCGGGCAAAAAGCAGCUUGAGGAGGCUCUGAACAACAUCAUGCAGGCAGAUAAAAUGAAGGCUGCGGACCUGCGCACGGCGUAUCAGUCCCACCAGGAUGAGAUCAAUAGAAUAAAGCGGGAAUGCGAGAGGGAGAUCCGCAGGCUGAUGGACGAGAUAAAAGGCAAAGACAGGGUGAUUCUGGCUCUGGAGAAGGACCUUGGUGUCCAGGCAGGCCAUACACAGAAACUGCUCCUUCAGAAAGAAGCUUUGGAUGAGCAGCUUGUCCAGGUGAAGGAGGCAGAAAGAUACCACAGCAGUCCUAAGAGGGAGCUUCCUGCGGGAGUAGGAGAUAUCAGCGAACUGAUGGGGAGUCCGGAGCAGCAUCUGGAUGAACGAGAUGUGCGGAGAUUUCAGUUAAAAAUCGCUGAACUGAAUGCUGUAAUAAGGAAGCUGGAAGACAGAAAUACUCUCCUAGCAGAUGAAAGAAAUGAACUGCUGAAGCGUUCUCGGGAGACAGAAAGUCAGCUGAAGCCUUUGGUAGAAAAAAAUAAGAGGAUGAGCAAAAAAAAUGAUGAUAUGUUACAAUGUAUCCAGAGAAUGGAAGAGAAAAUAAAAAAUUUAUCAAGGGAAAAUGUAGAACUGAAGGAAAAGCUAUCAGCACAACCAGCACUGAAGAGGCACACAUCUUUGAACGAUCUCAGCAGCACACGAGAGGAACAAGAAAUUGAAUUCCUUAGACUGCAAGUCAAAGAACAACAGCAUGUUAUUGAUGAUCUCACAGUGGAAAGAGAACGGUUAUUGCGGUCUAAAAAACAGAGGAGGAAAAGUCUGAAGCCUCCAAAGAGGCAUGUUGUGGAGACAUUUUUUGGAUUUGAUGAAGAAUCUGUUGAUUCAGAAACUUCAUCUGUAACUUCAUACAACACAGAUAAAACAGACAGAACACCAGCAACACCAGAAGAAGAUUUGGAAGAUAGCACGCCUAAAGAAGAAGCUGAGCUUAGGUUUUGCCAGCUAACAAGAGAGUAUCAAGCUUUGCAAAGAGCAUAUGCAUUACUCCAAGAACAAGUUGGUGGAACCUUGGAUGCAGAGAGAGAAGCAAGGACUCGUGAACAGCUGCAGGCUGAUCUUCUCCGGUGUCAGGCAAAAAUUGAGGACCUGGAGAAAGCUCUGCUGGAGAAAGGCCAGGAUUCAAAAUGGGUAGAAGAAAAGCAGCUGUUAAUUAGAACAAAUCAGGAGUUGCUAGAGAAGAUUUACAGAAUGGAACAAGAAGAGCACCAGCUGAAGAAUGAGAUGCAAGAUGCAAAAGACCAGAAUGAGCUGUUAGAAUUCAGAGUGCUAGAGCUUGAAGAGAGAGAGCGAAGGUCACCAGCAUUUAAUCUUCAUAUAACCACCUUCCCUGAAAACAAUGGAAGUGCACUUCAACUGUUCUGCCAUCAGGAAGGAAUAAAGGAUGUGAAUAUAUCUGAACUUAUGAAGAAGCUAGAUAUUCUUGGAGAUAAUGGGAAUUUGAGGAAUGAAGAGCAGGUUGCAAUAAUCCAAGCUGGGACUGUGCUAUCCCUCUGUGAAAAGUGGUUGAAACAGAUAGAGGGGACAGAAGCUGCACUGACACAGAAGAUGUUAGACCUGGAGAAUGAGAAGGACCUGUUCAGUAAACAGAAGGGUUAUUUAGAGGAAGAACUCGACUACAGGAAGCAAGCUCUGGACCAGGCAUACAUGAAAAUCCAGGAGCUGGAAGCCACGCUGUACAAUGCCCUGCAGCAGGAUCCCGGCCGGCGGGCGAGCGAGUCGCUGACGGAGGCGCAGCGGGAGGAUUUGCGGGCGGCGGUGGAGAAGGUGCGGCGGCAGAUCCUGCGGCAGAGCCGAGAGUUCGACAGCCAGAUCCUGCACGAGCGCAUGGAGCUGCUGCAGCAGGCCCAGCAGCGAAUUCGAGAUCUAGAAGAUAAAAUAGAACUUCAAAAGAGGCAACUCAAAGAAAUUGAGGAAAAGCAUUCAUUCUGUGGCCUUGAUGACACAACUGAGCCGAGACCUGUGGUUGGUAUUAUUUGUAUUUCUUUGUACUCAGUUUUUGACUCCUAGAUUUUGCCAUGUUUUGGGGAUUGUUUGUAAGACCCUGGAACCAUGAGGAAGGGCAUACUGGUUUUACCUGCACAGAGAGGAAGAGUCAUCUAUAAAGUCCAACUUGGAUACUUUCCUUCCUAGAUUUCUGCAGGAAGUCUAUAAUUGGGUUUUCAAUGAGAAAUGAUUUUGUAUUCAAAGAUCCUGCCUGCCAUAACUGCAGUGAGUGCUUUCCCUUCUUGCACAGCAGCUACAUUUUGUCUGAAAGUUUUUAUUGCUGUUGGCUCCUGCCUUCUAUCAUGCUGGAUGGAGAGGUGGCAAACAAUGUUUGGCUUAAGUUUUGUUUCUAAGAAGCCUUGUGAGCAUAACCACCCAUGCAAAAUAAGGAGUUGAUUUUACUUCCUCCAGAUCCUUGUGGCCCUGAAAUAACUUAGGAAAUAAUAACAAAUGUUCCAUUUUAUGAGGCAAUUUGAAGGUUGCAAGUGAAUGACACGACAUGAAAAGGGUGAGGAUAAAAACCUCUGUGCCUGUCCCUUGAGACAUUGCCAUCAUUCUCACUGUCCUUUCACAGUGUCCUGAUCCUUUCAGCUCAAUGCAAAAGGCAGUGAAUUUCUUCAGCUGUAGCCAGUGCUCAGCUGUAGUGCCAGUGCUCACCUUUCACAGAGAACAAGAGGGAAAUGCAAUUUAGAAAAUCGGUCCCAGUCCUCUUCCCUGGAGCACUGCAAGUUCCACACUGCCUUUCAGGAAGGAUGGUAACUCAGCAGCCUAACUGUCUGAGGAUUAAACUAUGCUUUAAAGCUAUUGAAUAUUAUACAGUAUUUGUGUUCUUAAUGUUGUUGGGUU